CUUCCACUCCUCUCUAGCCAUGCUCAAAGUGGUGUAGGAACCCAUUCUCUCAUACACCCCAAAACCCAUUCUCUCAUACACCCCAAAACCCAUCUGUCUUUCUCUUCUCUCUCAUUGAUUCUUACACAUCCACCACCAUGGCUAGAGCUCUAGCCCUAAUGGUUUGCCUUCUAGGACUGGUGCUUAGCACCCAAGUGGCCACAUCUGAGGCGCGAGCCUUCUUUGUGUUCGGUGACUCUUUAGUGGACAAUGGCAACAAUGAUUAUCUUGCGACCACGGCUCGAGCCGACAACCCCCCUUACGGCAUCGACUACCCUACCCACCGUCCCACCGGACGCUUCUCCAAUGGCCUCAACAUCCCUGACAUUAUCAGUGAAAACAUGGGUACUGAACCCACAUUGCCUUACCUCGCCCCUGAGCUUACCGGUCAGAAGCUUCUUGUCGGUGCCAACUUCGCAUCGGCUGGGAUCGGCAUCCUUAAUGAUACUGGCAUUCAGUUUUUGAACAUUAUAAGAAUCAGCAAGCAAUUGGAAUAUUUCCAACAAUACCAACAGAGGGUCACAACCCUCAUUGGAGCUGCCCAAACCCAAAGAUUGGUGAACCAGGCCCUGGUGCUAAUUACCUUGGGGGGCAACGAUUUUGUCAACAAUUACUACCUCGUGCCCUACUCGGCGAGAUCGCGCCAGUUCUCACUCCCUGACUAUGUUCGGUACCUCAUCCCUGAGUACAGUAAAAUUCUCGCGAGGCUCUACGAGCUUGGAGCAAGAAGGGUGUUGGUGACUGGCACUGGACCGAUGGGGUGUGUCCCAGCAGAGCUGGCAAUGAGGAGCCGGAACGGGCAAUGCGAUCCUGAGUUGCAGAGGGCAUCUGCCCUCUUUAACCCCCAACUCGUUCAGAUGCUUGGACAGCUUAAUAACCAGUUUGGCAGCAAUGUCUUUAUUUCCGCUAAUGCUUUCAACAUGCACAUGGACUUCAUCUCUAAUCCUGGAGCAUUUGGGUUUGUGACAUCGAAGGUGGCUUGUUGUGGGCAAGGACCUUACAACGGAUUGGGACUCUGCACUGCCCUCUCUAACCUUUGCGCUGAUCGAAGCAAGUAUGCGUUUUGGGACCCAUUCCACCCAAGUGAGAGCGCAAGCAGGAUCAUUGUGCGUCAGUUCAUGACUGGUACCACAGAGUACAUGCACCCCAUGAACUUGAGCACUAUCCUUCAAAUGGACAACUACUGAGAUCUCUCUCUCUCUCUGCCUCCUUCAAAUGGAGAACUGAGCUCUGAUCUCUCUCUCUCUCUUUGUCUAUGUGGGUGUUGAAGUAGUAUGUUUUCUCUUUGUUGGUGUGAAUUUAUAAGAUUUGGAAGUCAAGGUGUAUUGAAUUUUAAGCACUCAGUUUGUUAUGAGAGAGGGCUGCUCUCAAUAUGUGUGCACCAAAAGGAGCAUGUGUAAUAAGCAAUUUGUGCAAGUCAUAAAAUGUUUGAUGUUCUUCCCUCCAUGUGUUUGAGAUUUAAAUUAAGUGCCAUCCAAUGAUGAUGAAUAUGAUCCCAA
Messenger RNA from Amborella trichopoda, 1538 nucleotides. Its product is annotated as GDSL esterase/lipase At5g33370. Gene Ontology annotation, molecular function: hydrolase activity, acting on ester bonds. The record is from RefSeq and is a predicted model, not a curated record. NCBI's taxonomy places the organism in Eukaryota, Viridiplantae, Streptophyta, Magnoliopsida, Amborellales, Amborellaceae.